AAUAAGUGGACAUCACUCUCACCUCCCGCGCCCAUCUCCUCUUCAUCUCUCUUCCUUCUUCUGCCUUUUCCCGAAUCAGUCUUGAUCCCCAGUUCAAACUCCGCAAAGCAUAAUGGCCUCCCACAUUGUUGGAUACCCCCGCAUGGGGCCAAAGAGGGAGCUCAAGUUUGCUUUAGAAUCCUUCUGGGAUGGGAAGAGCAGUGCUGAGGACUUGCAGAAGGUGGCUGCUGAUCUCAGGGCAUCCAUCUGGAAACAGAUGGCUGAUGCUGGUAUCAAGCAUAUCCCUAGCAAUACCUUCUCUUACUAUGAUCAGAUGCUUGACACAACAGCAAUGCUUGGAGCUGUUCCUGACAGAUACAAUUGGACUGGUGGUGAGAUUGGUUUUGACACUUACUUCUCCAUGGCCAGAGGGAAUGCCUCUGUACCUGCUAUGGAAAUGACCAAAUGGUUUGACACCAACUAUCACUUCAUUGUUCCUGAACUAGGACCCAACACGAAGUUCUCUUAUGCUUCUCACAAGGCAGUAAACGAAUACAAAGAAGCCAAGGAGCUUGGAGUCAAUACUGUUCCAGUCAUUAUAGGUCCUGUCUCCUACUUGUUGCUAUCAAAACCAGCCAAGGGUGUCGAGAAGUCAUUCUCUCUUCUUUCUCUUCUUGAAAAGAUCCUUCCAGUCUACAAGGAAGUGGUGGCUGAACUGAAGGCAGCUGGUUCUUCCUGGAUUCAAUUUGAUGAGCCCACCCUUGUUUUGGAUCUUCAUUCUCACCAAUUGGAGGCAUUUACUUAUGCCUACUCUGAGCUAGAAUCAUCUCUUUCUGGCCUUAAUGUUCUCAUUGAGACCUACUUUGCUGAUGUUCCUGCUGAAGCAUACAAAACCCUCACUUCUUUGAAGGGUGUUACUGGAUUUGGGUUUGACUUCGUUCGUGGACCUCAGACCAUUGACUUGAUCAAGGGUGGGUUCCCUUCAGGCAAAUUUCUCUUUGCUGGAGUAGUUGAUGGAAGGAACAUUUGGGCUAAUGAUCUUGCUUCUUCUCUGAAUACCUUGGGGGCUCUUGAGGGUAUAGUGGGCAAAGACAAACUUGUGGUUUCUACUUCCUGCUCACUUCUCCACACUGCUGUUGACCUUGCAAAUGAGACCAAAUUGGACAAGGAACUUAAGUCAUGGCUAGCAUUUGCUGCACAAAAAGUUGUUGAAGUCAAUGCCUUGGCCAAGGCACUGGCUGGUCAAAAGGAUGAGGAAUUCUUUUCUGCUAAUGCCGCUGCUCAGGCUUCUAGAAAAUCAUCUCCAAGAGUGACCAAUGAGGCUGUUCAAAAGGCUGCUGCUGCUUUGAAGGGCUCUGAGCACCGCAGGGCUACAAAUGUUAGUGCUAGAUUGGAUGCUCAGCAGAAGAAGCUGAACCUUCCAGUACUCCCGACUACUACCAUUGGGUCUUUCCCCCAGACAGUGGAACUUAGAAGAGUCCGCCGUGAAUACAAGGCUAACAAAAUCUCAGAGGAUGAUUAUGUUAAGGCCAUCAAAGAGGAAAUCAGCAAGGUUGUCAAACUCCAGGAAGAGCUUGACAUUGAUGUAUUGGUACACGGAGAGCCUGAGAGAAACGACAUGGUUGAGUACUUCGGUGAGCAGUUGUCUGGCUUUGCCUUCACUGUCAAUGGGUGGGUGCAAUCUUACGGGUCCCGUUGUGUCAAGCCACCCAUUAUUUACGGUGAUGUAAGCCGCCCCAAGGCAAUGACUGUUUUCUGGUCCUCUUUGGCUCAGAGCAUGACUUCCCGCCCAAUGAAGGGAAUGCUGACUGGUCCUGUUACAAUUCUCAACUGGUCUUUUGUUAGAAAUGACCAGCCCAGAUUCGAGACUUGUUACCAAAUUGCUUUGGCCAUCAAAGAUGAAGUUGAGGAUCUUGAGAAAGCUGCUGUCACUGUCAUCCAAAUUGAUGAGGCUGCCUUGAGAGAAGGUUUGCCUCUCAGGAAGUCUGAGCAAGCUUUCUACCUGGACUGGGCUGUCCACUCCUUCCGUAUCACCAACUGCGGCGUCCAAGACACUACCCAGAUCCACACGCACAUGUGCUACUCCAACUUCAACGAUAUCAUCCACUCUAUCAUUGACAUGGACGCUGAUGUUAUCACCAUUGAGAACUCCCGAUCUGACGAGAAGCUCCUCUCGGUCUUCCGUGAGGGUGUCAAGUACGGCGCUGGCAUUGGCCCUGGUGUCUAUGAUAUCCACUCCCCCAGGAUCCCGUCUACAGAAGAGAUUGCAGACCGCAUCAACAAGAUGCUUGCAGUUCUUGAGACCAACAUUCUCUGGGUCAACCCUGAUUGUGGGCUCAAGACGCGCAAGUACUCUGAGGUCAAGCCUGCACUCAGCAACAUGGUUUCUGCCGCCAAGCUCCUUCGUACCCAGUUGGCUAGUGCCAAGUGAAGGGGAGGAGUUAACUGUCUACACAAGUGCCUCCAUACUAAAAGGGGAAAUAACUUUUGGCUUUGUUUUGAGAAUGGUGUGAAUGUACUACAUUAGGGAUACGCUCUUUGGAGCAUCUUAGGCUUAGGUCAGCCCCAUGGGCACUUUUUCUUUUGUAAUUUUUUCAAUAUGCUUUGUGUUGAGGCUUUUUGUUCUAUGCUUCUAUCAAGUAUCAACAUCAUUGAAGAGGCAAGUAAGGGCAAUUAGGUGCUUUCUUGUGUUCCUUAUCGCAUUGAAAUCUAAGAACAGCCAUAUGGCUAUUCCGUAGCGCAUUCGCUACUCUUCUGUAACUCUUUAAUGGUACCAAAAGAAAUAUAUCUUAGCACUA
Nelumbo nucifera (sacred lotus) is the source of this 2777-nucleotide messenger RNA. RefSeq names its product 5-methyltetrahydropteroyltriglutamate--homocysteine methyltransferase-like. Gene Ontology annotation, molecular function: zinc ion binding; 5-methyltetrahydropteroyltriglutamate-homocysteine S-methyltransferase activity. The record is from RefSeq and is a predicted model, not a curated record. NCBI's taxonomy places the organism in Eukaryota, Viridiplantae, Streptophyta, Magnoliopsida, Proteales, Nelumbonaceae.